This is a messenger RNA of Adineta ricciae, 2103 nucleotides long. Lineage: Eukaryota; Metazoa; Rotifera; Eurotatoria; Adinetida; Adinetidae. The record is from the annotation of a GenBank genome assembly.
AUGACAAGCAAUAAUGAACAUGGUUCAAUCAAUGAAUUUUUCAAUGGUAAAUCUGUAUUUAUAACAGGUGGAACUGGUUUUGUUGGAAAACAAAUUAUUGAAAAACUUCUCCGAUCAUGUUCAGAUAUUCGUUGUAUCUAUAUAUUAAUCAGAUCGAAACGUGGUGCGAAUAUAAAUAUUCGAAUUGAUCAAUUGUGUUCGUCACCUUUAUUCGAUAAAAUUCGUUCGUUAAAUCCAAAUUUUCAAUCGAAAUUAAUUCCAAUCAAUGGUGACUUGACAAAAGUCAAUUUCGAUUUGACUCAUGAAGAUGAACAACUCAUCGUUGACAAUUGUCAUGUUAUUAUCAAUUCAGGUGCAUCAGUUCGAUUUACCGUUCCAUUAAAAGAAGCGAUCAAAUCGAAUGUUUUAUCCGUUCAAAGUAUCAUUAAUUUGUGUAAAAAGAUGAAACAACUGCAGUCGUGUGUUCAUAUUUCAACUGCGUAUGUUCAUUGUUAUCGAACAGAUAUCGAUGAAAUCAUUUAUCCAACCAAUGAAAACCCAAGUGUUUUAUUAGAUACUCUCGAAUUUUUUAAUGAGAAGAUUUUCGAUCAUUUUUCCAAGAGAGUUUUAGCGAAAUUUCCCAACACAUAUACAUAUACAAAAUCAUUAGCUGAACAAUUGAUUUUACAAGAAGGAAAAGAUUUACCUAUAGCGAUUGUUCGACCUUCAAUUAUCGGUGCUGCGUGGAAAGAACCAAUUGAAGGCUGGAUCGAUUGUAACAGUGGUGUAACAAAUGUUCUUGUCACUACUGGAAAACGUUUAUUACGAACAAUAAUGUCAAACUCAAUAGUUGAUCAUCCAAUGAUUCCUGUCGAUACUGUGGCAAAUAUGACGAUUGUUAUUAGCUGGUUUACAGCUGUGAAUCAAAAUUUAUCAUCAAAUCCAACUGUUUAUAAUUGUUGUUCUGGAACAAAGACGAAAACUUGUUUAAAUCUUCAAGAUUUUUUACAAACAAUAAUUACCGAACAAAAAGCGAUUCAAUAUGAAAAUUAUCAAUUCAUCGAGCCACAUCUGAAAAUUUCGACUAACAGAGUUUCUUAUUAUUCUCGACGCUUCAUUGGAGAAAUUCUUCCUGCGUAUCUAAUGGAUUUCUUUGCUUUUGUGACUUUUCGAAGUGGAAAAAUGAUCAAAUUAGAUAAAAAAAUCAACAAUUUAAUUCGAUCAAUGGAACCUUUUUCUCAAAAUCAAUGGAUUUUCUCGAAUAAAAAUAGUGAAAAUUUAUUAAAUCAAAUGAAUCAUUUCGAUAAACAAAUUAAAACGAUGGCUUUUGUUGUUAAUCAAUUGGAAACAUGUGAUACACUUUAUAUUCCUAAACCACUCGAUAUAUCGAAAGAACUUUCAUUUCGAGAUUCUUCAUUGGCCAUUGAAUUUCAAUCAAUUGAAGAAAGAGAAAUUGACACCCUCAACUUGGUCAAAUUAGUACAAAGAACUCAUCGAGCAUACGAAGCAACUGCUCCUUUACGUUUUCUUUUACUUCUCUUCGCUGCUGGAUCUGUUCAAGGAUCUGGUCAAUGGUGGGUACGUGGUCAUCGUACACAUCAUCGUUAUGUUGUUACAGAUCUCGAUCCUUAUAGUGCACAUAAAGGAGUUUUACGUCUUGUGAUCAUUCAUCAUUCAACAUUUUGUGUCAAUUCAUUGGCACAUUAUCUGGGUGAUGCAACUUUUGAUGAUAAACAUUCCCCACGCGAUCAUUUAUUCACAGCUCUUUUGACGUUCGGAGAAGGUUAUCAUAAUUUUCAUCACGAAUUUCCAUCAAAUUAUCGAAAUGGAAUCAAAUGGUUUCAUUACAAUACAACGAAACUUUUUAUUCGAUUGUUUGGAAAACUUCACUUAGCGAACCAUUUGAAACAAUUUCCAACGAACGAAAUUGAAAAAGGUCGAUAUGAAAUGGAAAGAAAAAAAUUAAAUCAAUUCAAAGAAAAACUCAUUUGGCCAAAGUCGAAUUUACCAAUAAUUUCUUUCAAAGAAUAUCAAAUCUUAGCAAAGAAGACGAACGAUCGUAUCCUUAUUUUAAUUGCAGGUUUUAUCCAUAAUCUUACUCAUUUUAUUGAUGCACAUCCAUGA